This is a messenger RNA of Stylonychia lemnae, 789 nucleotides long. Lineage: Eukaryota; Ciliophora; Spirotrichea; Sporadotrichida; Oxytrichidae. The record is from the annotation of a GenBank genome assembly.
AUGGGAAAUUAGUAAGUUUAAUAAAAUGGAAAGAAGAGAUCAGUAUCAUCACAUAAUAGCCAGCAAGCAGGAGGAGACUCAACUUAUAGGAAUAAGAGAUCAAAUUAAUCGGGUUUUGGAAAUCAUCUUGAUACUGUUGAUGAUCAGUAGAACUUUAAACGAUUGGAAAAUCAUAAGUAAAAUGCUGGUCUUAGUGGAACAGUCUCUACAAAUAUGUUGACUGAUGGCCCAAAGUGCAUAAAGGACAAGAGGAAAAUAGACAAAAUGAAAAUAGAACGAUUGCUAAAUGAAAAAGAUCUUAACUAUUAGCAUAGGACUAAAUUCACAAAGGAAUCAGCUGCGCAUUUCUGCUGUAAAAACGGGCAUGUUGAUGUACUGAAUCGCAUUCUUUACAAUGCCCCAGAGGUUAUGUCCUUGUAAGAUGACGAAGGCAAUUAUCUUAUUCACUCAUUAUGCUUUAAUUCUGUUAGUAAGAUUGACGAUUUGAAGCAAAUGAUUUUGAUAUUAAAGGAAAAUUGCUGUGUAGAUCUAUCUUCGGCCAAUGCUAAUGGGAAAAGACCAAUAGACAUCAUUCGAUAGAGAAUUAAAGACAGGAAUCCUUAUGAGUCUAACUUUGCUGAGAUUGUCAAGUUUGAACCUUACCUUAGAGAGGACUCUAACUUGCUAAACAGGCUUUGCGCAAAAUAAAAGUAAUAAAGCUCAAAGAAAGGAGGUAACUCAUAUGGGGAUGAAAACUAAUCAAGUCUAUCAAAAUAAUAAAGACAAAACUAUGGAGGAGGCAACUACUGA